CUGGAGGGUAAUUUAAUACUACACUCUUCUAGUAAUGGCUGCUAAAUCGGACGGGGUUCUGAAGAUGAAGAAGAGCGACGUGGCCUUCACCCCGCUGCAGAACUCGGAACAUUGUGGUUCGGUGCAGGGGCUCCACCCUGGCGGCCCAUCCGACUCUCUGGGCACCGGGGAUGGUGACUUUACCAACGGAGAGUCGCGGUUCUGCGGCGGCAGCAGUGGCGGACGGAGAAGCACGAUGUGUCUUCGCUUGGGCAGGGAGCAGCAGCGGUACACGGUGUGGGACUGUCUGUGGAUCAUAGCCGCAGUGGCCGUGUAUGUGGCCGACAUAUGCACUGACGUGUGGCUGUCGGUGGAUUACUACCUCCGCCGCGAGUACUGGUGGUUCGGCCUGACUCUCUUCUUCGUGGUGCUGGGUUCGUUUUCUGUGCAGCUCUUCAGCUUCAGAUGGUUUGUGCAUGACAUCAGCACCGAGGACAGCGCCACGGCCGCUGAUGGCAACACGCUGCUGAGCGCCUUCGCCUCUCACGGCGACAUCAGCUCGCAGCAGCAGCAGCCGGCCACGCCGCAAAGACAGGCGUCGACCGCCAGCAAGAACACCGCCAGCAACAGCCCUGCGAUUACCGCGCUGGGCAACAGGGGCAAGAAAAGCUCUCCUUACUACACUUUCUGCGUGUGGUUCAGCCAGUCGGUCCUUCACAUCCUCCAACUGGGCCAGAUAUGGAGGUAUUUCCACACCAUCUACCUGGGAAUACGGAGUCGUCAGAGUGGAGAGACGGAGCGCUGGCGUUACCACCUGAGGAUGGUGUAUGAGUUUGCAGAUGUGAGCAUGCUGCAUUUGCUCGCCACCUUUCUGGAGAGUGCUCCUCAACUGGUGCUGCAGCUGUGCAUCAUCAUACAGACAUACAAGCUGCAGGCUGUCCAAGGCAUGACUGCAGCAGCCUCCCUUGUGUCUCUGGCCUGGGCUCUGGCCUCCUACCAGAAAGCUCUGCGAAAGUCUCGGGAUGACAAGAAGCCCAUCAGCUAUCUGGCGGUCAUCAUCCAGUUCUGCUGGCAUUUUUUCACCAUCGCAGCCAGGGUUAUCACAUUCGCCCUGUUCGCCUCGGUGUUCCAGCUCUACUUUGGCAUCUUCAUCGUCCUGCACUGGUGUAUAAUGACUUUCUGGAUUGUCCACUGUGAGACGGACUUCUGCAUCAGCAAGUGGGAGGAGAUUGUGUUUGACAUGGUGGUGGGAAUAAUCUACAUCUUUUCCUGGUUUAACGUCAAAGAGGGAAGGACAAGGUGCCAACUUUUCAUCUACUACCUGAUGAUCCUGGCGGAGAACACAGCCCUCAGUACACUGUGGUAUCUUUACCGGACACCAUCUGCAACCGAUGCCUUUGCAGUUCCAGCGCUCUGCGUUAUCUUCAGCAGUUUCCUCACUGGAGUGGUUUUCAUGCUAAUGUACUAUGCCUUUUUUCAUGCCAACGGGCCACGCUUCGGGCACUCACCCAGCAGCCAAGACCUUGAUCUGGACCUCACUGCCCAGUUCGCCACACUACCAUCAGAAGGUCACACCAAUUCGCUGCAGUCCAACCGAGGUGCCACCAAAACUCUGGAGCGCGACAUGGGCAAAUACUCCGAGCGGGACAGCUGCAUGCCAGUGUUUCAGGUCCGACACACAGUGCCAUCAACCUCAUCGUCUAGUGCUCCACGCCUGGAAGAGACUGUCAUCAAGAUUGAUCUUUGUAGAAACCACUACCCAGCCUGGGAACGCCAUGUCCUUGACCGCAGUAUACGAAAGGCCAUCCUGGCCGUAGACUGCUCCCUCACUCCCCCCAGGCUGCAGUAUAAUGCUGCAGUAGAAGCACGACUCUCUUGGUCAGGAGAGGCUAGAAUAUGAGACCACCUUAUAGUUGUGUCUUGCAGUAAGAGACAUCACAGAAACAGCAGCAGGAACUGUGGCAAUAAAACCUGUUACAUUUGAAUCCAUUAUUUGUAGGACACCAAAACCCUAUCGGCUGUGCUGAUAAAUAAUGGAAUAACUAUGUUGGUGUUCUUCAUAGUGGAAGCCACAACAGGAACAUCUACGUCUGUAUAUCAUUUUGAUGUACAAUGUGAUACUUGUGCCAAACAAAUUCCCUAAAUACAAUGGUAAGUCAAAACGUUCUAAGACAAAUUUAUUUUAAAAGUUAGAUAUCCUUCAAUUAAGUUUAAACUCUUAGACAAUCUUAAAAGGUUUCCAUUCAAGUUUGGAUUAAAAAAAAGUUCAUUUUUAAAGGAUUAAAAACCUGACCAAAUAAAACAAAACACAGGUCAAAGCUCCACAAAGAUGUGAAAACCAGUCAAAGCUGUUACGUUUUAGCUAAUAAAAACACUCACCUUCCCAAAUCUGUCUCAGAACUUUUUGACUUACCCUUGUAUAUCUUCCUUAGUUAGAUCAUGUGAAACUAAGUGAAACCUCAGUGAUCCAGGAUGGGUCCCUCGCCCUUUAGGUUGCAUUACUUUUCAAUUAAAUUGACCUGAAAUGAAAGCUUAGUUAAUAUUCGUUAAUUAGAUUGGGUCACAGCUGUGAGAGGUUAGUAAUUUUACCUCACUGCAAAAGUUGCCUCACACCAUGCCCUGGAAUUUACUGGUUCUACCGACUCCACAACAUGCAGGAUUAAAUUAAGUGUUAAUUUGGGAACUACUACAGUAGUAAAUGUGAAUUUAAAUGGUUGUGUGUUUCUAAAUGUGGCCCUGUGAUGGACCGGUGAAUUACCCAGGGUGUUCUCUGUCCGCAACCAGUGACUGCUAGGAAUGCCUCCAGCUCCCCCCAGUGGCCCAGACGAGGAUGACGUGGUAGAAGAUGCAUGAA
Messenger RNA from Cynoglossus semilaevis (tongue sole), 2833 nucleotides. It is a transcript of the gene xkr4, whose product is annotated as XK related 4. Gene Ontology annotation, biological process: apoptotic process involved in development; engulfment of apoptotic cell; phosphatidylserine exposure on apoptotic cell surface. Gene Ontology annotation, cellular component: plasma membrane. The record is from RefSeq and is a predicted model, not a curated record. The coding region runs from base 35 to 1879 and encodes 614 amino acids. The transcript has 4 exons. NCBI's taxonomy places the organism in Eukaryota, Metazoa, Chordata, Actinopteri, Pleuronectiformes, Cynoglossidae.